Blepharisma stoltei is the source of this 567-nucleotide messenger RNA. Lineage: Eukaryota; Ciliophora; Heterotrichea; Heterotrichida; Blepharismidae. The record is from the annotation of a GenBank genome assembly.
AUGGCUAAACAAAUCACUUUGCUCUUGCUAUCUCUGACAAUCCUAGCUUACGGUAAAGGCACUAUUCACCUACCACGCAAUCAAAUGUUAUAUUGGAGUUUUCCAGAUGAAAACUCUGUUAAAUUCGAGUACCAUUGCCCUAUGUCUUUAAUGGAAGACGACUAUGACUGGGUCGGCAUUGGCUUUAAAGAUAUAAUGGAUGGAGGUGACAUGAGAAACGCUGAUAUUGUUAUGAUAAACCUACAUGACGGCCGUAUAGACGACUACUGGUCCUUUAUGAACUCUAAGCCAGAAUCUGAUAUAAAAUUAGGAGGCCUUGAUAGUUUAGCUGAAAAAUCUGUAAACGCAGUUGAUAAAUAUAAAAUGUUUUCUUGGAGCAAGCCACUAAAUACUGGGGAUAAAUAUGACAAAAUGCUAGCGAAAAAUGCAAAAAUGAAUUUCAUUUGGGCAUAUGGAAGAAUAAACUCUCAAGGAAACCCCAAAAAGCAUUUAGAUGAGAAUAAAGGGUCAUGGGAAAUCGUUUUAUCUGAAGACUAUACUGAUGAAGAAGAAAUUUUUUUAAUUUAA